Molecule: messenger RNA, 1836 nt
Organism: Penicillium verhagenii
Lineage: Eukaryota; Fungi; Ascomycota; Eurotiomycetes; Eurotiales; Aspergillaceae
Exons: 4
Coding region: 1-1836 (611 amino acids)
Source: RefSeq, a predicted model, not a curated record
AUGGAUCGAGAGAGCUGUAUCAGCGAUGAAGCAAGCAAACAACUUCAUAGCGAGCUGCAACAAGGCUCGGAUAGUCCCUGUGUCGCAGAUCAGCAGUCGCAGCAGACCGUUUCCUUCGGAAUCUCCCCGUCUUACGUGAAAGACUGGGAUACUACCGACGCCUUCCGCGAGCUAUACCAAAACUGGAAAGAUGCCAUUCUGGAAAGAUUCCAGCUCGACCGACGAGACUUCAAGCUACACUUCGAAGACGGCAAAGAUCACUUCUCCAUCAUAGGUUCUUCGGCCUCAGGCGAUCACGCCGAUCUCCAAGCUCGAGGAUUAAUCCAAAACGAGAAAAAGACCGGCCGAGUCAUCCUCACCAAUGCAUCCACGCAACUGCCCGUUGAGUCUCUCAUCAUGGGACACACGACCAAAGCUGGAGACCAGAGGCUGAGUAGCUCGCAUGGAGAGGGCCUCAAACUGGCUGCCUUGGUCAUGAAUCGACACCAAUACAAGAUGAGCAUCGCCGCAAGCCACUGCAAUUGGAAUUUCGGGUUGCAUGGGCCGCAGCAGUCCCUUCGCUGCGUCAUCAUGACUGCCUGCAAGCCGAAUCUCAUCGAACAGCGAGAGACAGUGGACGAUAUGGCUGACUUGCACUCUCGCAUCGAACGAGAUGUCGCAGUGGUCAUUGGGGCCGGUCGCGGCCAUCAAAGUCGACCGGUGUCACCCAAGACCUUCCUGCGAUGGCUUCGGGUCACUCUCGACAUCCACCAACUGACCUCACCCUCAUCUAUGAUUCCGACGCCCCAGGGAGAUUUACUUCUAGAUGCGAAGUUUUCUGGCAAGCUAUUCCUGCAUGGAGUACGACUCUCCAUGCCUACCGUGGGCGGCAAGGUCUUCAAGUUUGGCUACAACUUCGCCUUCGGAAAAUUUAGCCGGGACCGACAGCGAAUGAUCAGUUGCUUCGAGUUAGCUGACUUGGUGCGGCAAAUCUGGGAGCAUGCACUAUCUCUGCAUGAGGGGCUUCUCCUCCCCUCCUAUAUCGACCUUCUCCGCAACUAUGCGCACCUUGGCGAUGUUGACAAAGCGGAGAUACUUCUGGAGCCAUCGACCAAGACCCGCAUUUGGGAGCACCUCGUGCAUGCUUCAAGGGAUAAGCUUUUCUUUUACAGUGCAGAAACAAAUUCGCAGACCGUGGAUGCGAUCCGAAAAUGCACCGGCAGAAAGCCGACCACACUUCCGAAGAGUUUCUGGCAGCUCCUUCGCUCCGCGUCACCAAUCCGGACGAUCGAGGAGGAGCAACAGCGACUUUGCAGGAAUGCGAAGGCCCGUGCCUUGCCCGGGCCUGCUUUGAAAGCCCCAAGCAAAAUGAAAGUCGUUUACGUCGACAACUUGACGGGGAGACUCGAUGUCCUCUACCACGCUGCCGAAGGUACGUUGAGCAUUCCACAUCAACGGUGGGAUUUUGACAGUAUGGACCAGAGGGGGUUAUGCCGGGAUCUGGUUCCAACAACCGUGGGUGGACAAUAUGCACCCUUUUCAUGGAGAGACGUUGUGGAGGAGUUACUGGUUCUCUCUAUACCUUCACUCUGUACAGCAUCCCCCAUGUCACGGAUCACAGAGAUCCGGUACAUGCGCCAAGUCAGACGCCUGCUUCAAUGGUUCCCGCAUAACAUCCAAAUCAGCCUUCAUGCUGGCAGUCUGCUGGUCACCUGGGAAGACAAUGAAGCGGAAACGAUCCAAAGAUUCCAUGAAGGUGGGCCAGAAUACAAAGUCAUUCUUCAUGCGGAGCACUGCGGCGCUGAAGCGGAGCUCCUUCAUCCCGAAGCGGGUAAGUCUACUCCACCAAAUAUAUGA